This is a messenger RNA of Auanema sp. JU1783, 1185 nucleotides long. Lineage: Eukaryota; Metazoa; Nematoda; Chromadorea; Rhabditida; Rhabditidae. The record is from the annotation of a GenBank genome assembly.
AUGAAACAACAAUCACUUGGCAUUGCUCUAGUUUAUCUCUUAUUAGAAGCAAGCGCUCAAUGCACGAACAAACCAACACAAGGUUUGCAGCCACUCGUUUUGUAUUCCGCUGGAGAUCCGGGAUAUGAAAAUUAUACACACGCUCUGUCCCCUCAUCCUGACUUCGAAACGUAUGCCACUUCGAUCGGGUUACAAGUUCGAUACGCUUACCAAUUGGAAGCUACAGCUCUAACUACUGAUAGUAGCGCUGAGUGUUCCUGUACAAAAAGUGUCAUAACUUUAGUUAAGACAUCGUUGUUAGAUGGCAAAACUUCUGUAAGUCAAGCAGCAAAUGAGCAUGUGCCUUACUGGAUUUCGGACGGUUAUGAAGCAUUACCUUACAAUAUCUUCUACUGCGUUAGUAACUCAGGAGAUUGUGGAGCUACCACACCUCUGUACUUGUACAAAAGCAACGAUACAAAUGACUACUAUGUGUCUACUGCAGACAAAGGACCAGAGCUGAAUGAGUCUGCUUAUUCAUACUCAUAUCCUCCUCUCAGGCCUGACCUUUACUUAGUUCCUCUUUGUUAUGUCUGGCUUGACACCACGUUAACUACUACGACGGUAUUAACAACCACAACAUCCUCAUCAUCGACAACAUCCUCGUCAUCGACAACAUCUUCUUCCCUGUCUACAACUCCCGUUUCCACUUCUUCUAUUGCAUCGACUAUUGCGGUUACGGGUAGUACGAGCUCUACAUUGAGCAGUGUUGGAACCACUGUUAGUACCGGAGCUUCUACUACUUCAGGUUCUUCCACGCUAACCGGAAGCUCUACGACUGCUGGAGGCUCUACGGCAACAUCUACAAGCAAACCUACAACUACUAAUGUAUAUGGCAGUGGAGAGCCCCCGUCUGAACCUGACGAACCUAAAGAGAAACAGACGAAGAAACGACAGUGGUGGAAGUGGCUAGUCGGAAUAGCAGGAGGUCUUAUUCUCGUUGGACUAUUCAUUUUUGUCCUUUCUUGCUGCACUGUUCUUUUCAUUAGUCCCGCAAAACAUAAGGAUAGUGUAGUAAAGUAUGCUCCUGAUUCGAGCGGGUCUGCCAGCGUACUUCCACCCCAGCCAGUGCAAGCCUCCUCAGCAGGUCAACACCUUUCAGCUCAUGUACUGCCUCCUUUGCCCCCUGGAUAUAUUCCUGCAUAA